Aspergillus glaucus CBS 516.65 is the source of this 744-nucleotide messenger RNA. Its product is annotated as putative exosome complex subunit Rrp46. Gene Ontology annotation, cellular component: nucleolus; nuclear exosome (RNase complex); cytoplasmic exosome (RNase complex). The record is from RefSeq and is a predicted model, not a curated record. The coding region runs from base 1 to 744 and encodes 247 amino acids. Gene Ontology annotation, biological process: poly(A)-dependent snoRNA 3'-end processing; nuclear mRNA surveillance; U4 snRNA 3'-end processing. The transcript has 2 exons. Lineage: Eukaryota; Fungi; Ascomycota; Eurotiomycetes; Eurotiales; Aspergillaceae.
AUGGUUGGACCGACAGCAACUCUCACUCCCCUCGCCCGUACCGAUGGUUCCGCAUCAUACCAAUGUCCGGCCACCGGCUUCAACAUUCUGAGCUCCGUGAACGCGCCUGUUGAACUUCCCGGUCGUCGCGACGCAUUGAAACCCGAGGAUGCCACUGUCGAGGUGCUCGUGAAACCCGGUACUGCCCCGAACGGUGUCGGUGAGCAAUAUGCGAAGGAAAUCAUCAAGAACCUGCUUGGGAAAUUGGUUCUUGGACGUGAGAGGGGAUUCCCGCGCCGGGGAGUGGUUGUGACAUUGGCGGUGAUUGGUGGUGAGAGCGUUGCUCGAGGAGAUUCGUAUCUGACGAUGCUUCCUGCCCUCCUUCAUGCUUCGCUGCUCGCUCUCCUUUCCGCUGCGGUUCCUUUGUCGAUGACUUUUUCGGCUACUGUGCUGGCCGUCACGAAAUCGGGGGAUAUCAUCUCGGAACCGUCCGUGCAAACUGCCAAGGCCGCCGCAUCGUUGCACGCUCUGGCAUUCUCGUCUAAGGGACAUUUGCUGCUUAACGAAAGCCAAGGGGCCUUUGAUUUCGAUACGUGGGAGCAGGUACACGAGCGCGCGUUGACACUUUGCCGUGGUCAGGCCGGCUCCGAUGAGGAUGUCUCAAUGGCGGAGAACGGAGAUGGACAACCCCUCGAAGGCUUCAUUCGGGAGACUGUGGAGGAUAAGGUCCAUAACGACUAUGCGUGGAAGAUUGACGAGGAUUGA